Penicillium bovifimosum is the source of this 753-nucleotide messenger RNA. It is a transcript of the gene pyr4, whose product is annotated as meroterpenoid cyclase pyr4. The record is from RefSeq and is a predicted model, not a curated record. Gene Ontology annotation, molecular function: lyase activity. Lineage: Eukaryota; Fungi; Ascomycota; Eurotiomycetes; Eurotiales; Aspergillaceae. The transcript is spliced from 2 exons. The coding region runs from base 1 to 753 and encodes 250 amino acids.
AUGGCGCAGACAAGCCUUAUAUCAGCUAUCCUGGAGCAUCAAGAUGCCCUGGCGUCUGUCGCAGAAUUUCUCCGAAUCCUGGCGGGAAUUUGCUGGACUUUGAACUACUUCAGCAUGUUAUGGACGACGCGGAAGGAUAAGAUUCCAAGCACCGGUAUCUUCCCCCUCUGCAAUGACAUUGCAUGGGAGUUCAUCUAUGCGUUCGUCUAUCCGACCGCCAGUGCUCAUUGGCAAGGAGGUGUCCGCGUGUGGUUCAUGGUCCAUUGCAUUGUUAUCGUUACUAUCAUUAAGUACGCGCACAAUGAAUGGGAUUACUUCCCGCUCAUCCAACGGAAUCUCUAUCUUGUUUAUGGACUCGUGACUGUUGGCUUUGCGUUUGGUCAGUACUCCUUCGCAUGCGAGGUCGGACCUGCAUUGGGAUUCUUCUAUGGAGGUGUGUUGUGUCAAACUUUGGCCAGCCUUGGGCCGGUUGCCCAAAUCCUUUCCCGAAAUAGCACCCGUGGUGCUUCCCUCUUGACUUGGUUCUUGAGAGCUGUGGCUACUUUUGGUGGUUUCAUCAAAUUGACUAUCUAUUACCUCACUGGAAAUGCCGCAGGCCCAUGGAUCGAAAGCCCCAUGUGCAGGUUCUAUAUUGGACUCACUUUGGUCCUUGAUCUCGUCUAUCCAAUUUGCUACUACAUCAUCAGGCGCCAGGAGCUGGCUGAUCCUCAGGCGGAGCAGAGAAGGAAGGCUAAAUUGGGAAAACGCGCAUGA